Messenger RNA from Mizuhopecten yessoensis (Yesso scallop), 2454 nucleotides. Its product is annotated as zinc finger protein 883-like. Bases 363 to 1937 code for a protein of 524 amino acids. Lineage: Eukaryota; Metazoa; Mollusca; Bivalvia; Pectinida; Pectinidae. The record is from RefSeq and is a predicted model, not a curated record. Gene Ontology annotation, molecular function: chromatin insulator sequence binding. Gene Ontology annotation, biological process: regulation of transcription by RNA polymerase II. The transcript is spliced from 2 exons. Gene Ontology annotation, cellular component: chromosome.
UUAUAUUCCGAAAGAAGCAAGAUGGUGCCUUCUAAACUGUGUUCGUCUGUUUUUCGUCAAAAGUUAGUAUGACGACUAGUUUGACUACGACUCGGAGAUUAUACCGCUGUGGAGGUCAAAGGUCAGCUUUGACUAAAGGCUAGGGUCGAAUGCUGGAUAGGCUGCAGCGAACUCAUCAUAUACCAGAGAGGAAAUGAACAAGAACAUGUACACGUAUGACAUCUUUAAAAACACAAAUUACUAAGUGGGGAUUUUUUGUGUGUGAAUAUAUCAAAUUUAUCCAGUGAAAUAUUUCAGUACCUACAUUGUGUGUGUGUAUCAUUCAGAUUUGGAAAAUUUCGACAAAGUCGUAUAAUUUCACAAUGACGUCAGUGGUACUUCAUUUAAAAAACUCCUGUAUGUUAGAUUACGAAAGGACAGGAACAGGGAAAAAGGCAUACAAGUGCAACAUUUGUGGUAAACUGUUCAGUCGUACCAGUGAUCUACACAAUCAUACCAGAAUACACACAGGAGAGAAACCAUUUAAGUGUCACAUCUGCGGCAUGGCAUUUAAACAAGUCAACAGCAUAACGCCACAUCUUCGAACCCAUACAGGAGAGAAACCGUUCAAGUGUGAUGUCUGUGGUAAGAAUUUUGCUAGAUCAACUGACCUACGCAGACACUCCAGGUCACAUACAGGAGAGAAGCCAUACAAGUGUGAUGUCUGUGGGAAGGAUUUUACUGUGGUACGAAAUCUUAUCAUCCAUAAUAGGACUCAUACUGGAGAAAAGCCAUACACGUGUAGCGUCUGCGGAAAGUCCUUAAAUUCAGCAAUUAGCCUGGAGGCACAUGCAAGUUUACAUACAGGUGCAAAGCUGUUCAAAUGUGAUGUCUGUGGAAAGGAAUAUGGUAUGGCACAAAGCCUAAAGAGACAUUGUAAGACUCAUUCGGAGCAGAGAGAAUGUGAGGUUUGCGGUGAAACUUUUACUGGUUCAGAUAAGCUGAAAGAACACUUCAUUGUACAUGAUGGAGAAAGACCCUUCAAGUGUGAUAUAUGUGGCGAUGGAUUUACACAAUCAAGAUAUCUUCGGAUACAUUCCAAGAUACACACAGGGCAAGUUUCCAAGUCGUCAAGCCAGUCAAAGAGUGAAACCACUGGUCAGAUACCUGAAAGCCUACAGUCGCAUAUCAAGGCACAUGACACAGGGGAAUACCAACCACUACACUUUGAGACACACUUCAUGGAAGAAAUGAUAAGUGAAUCAAGAGCAACGACACAGGUGACUGGAGACAUGUACACAGCAAAGAAUCCACCUGAACACCUUGACACAGCUAUUACAGACAGGCUACCGCCAAAUCUUGAGGCUCAAAACACAGAAGAAGAGACACAGGAUACAGGAGAUAACCCAUUGCCAAAUCUGAAGACAAUUGAGACACAUCAUGUGACAGGAAACAGCCUACGCCCACCACUCCUUGAGACAUGUGAUAAAGGAGGAGACAUGAUACAGGAGAAAUUAUUGUCAAACCUGGAGACAUUUGAGACACAUUGUUUGACAGGAGACGGCCUACGCCCACCACAUCUUGAGACACAUGAUACGGGAGAUAAAACUCGGGGGAAUUUAUCGUCAAAGCUCGGGACACUUGAGACACAUCAUGUGAUAAUCAGCCUACCUUCACACUUCAAGACACAUAUUACUGGAGACAGCCUACCGACACUGCUGGAGACACAUGUGAUAGGGAACAGCCUACUCUCCAACCUCGACAUCCACAACACGGCAGACGAGACACAAGAUACAACAGAAAACCUAACAGCAAACUUCGAGACAUAUGAUAUAGGGACUAGCCUAGGCCUACACUCACAUGUACAUGUUGAGACUCGCAUAGAAGAGGAUAACCUUCUGCAACACCUUGAGACACACGAAACAGGAGAGAGCUUGAGCAUGCUUGCCUCACCUUGAGAUGUACGAUACAGGAGAGUCACAGCUUAUUGCCUCACCUUGAUACACAUUUUACAGACGAGAGCUUGAGCAUGCUUGCCUCACCUGGAGACAUGAUACGAUACUGGAGAGAGUUCAAGCUUAUUGCCUCACCUUGAGACAUAUUGUACAGGAACGGGCUCUAGUCUGUAGGCAAAAGCCAUGGGACACACGCUAGAGGAGAGUACUCAAGCGUAUCGGCACACCUUGGGACAUGCAAUACAAGAGAAACCUUGAGUCUAUUGCCACAUCAGGAGAGAGCUUGUCCAAACACCUGGUAUAUGGGUUAGUCUAUCAAGACAACUUGGGACUCGCAAUGCAGGAUAAAGUCUAAUGCAGCACAGAAACACAUUUCAGGUUACAGGAUACAGUAUACCUGAGAUACGAAACAGGAUGUGUGUUUCUAUUGGCUAGUCUAGAAAAAUCUAUUCUCAACGUAUGAUCUCGGAUCAAAUAAAUCUGAAUAAAUGAAUAUCAUAAUGUUACAAUACACAUGGCU